This is a messenger RNA of Capsicum annuum, 1101 nucleotides long. RefSeq names its product probable glutathione S-transferase. Gene Ontology annotation, cellular component: cytoplasm. The coding region runs from base 190 to 852 and encodes 220 amino acids. Gene Ontology annotation, biological process: glutathione metabolic process. Gene Ontology annotation, molecular function: glutathione transferase activity. NCBI's taxonomy places the organism in Eukaryota, Viridiplantae, Streptophyta, Magnoliopsida, Solanales, Solanaceae. The record is from RefSeq and is a predicted model, not a curated record. The transcript has 2 exons.
UCUUCAGUCAAUACACAACAUUGAAGUUGAAAAUUGAGUUAGUCAAAGAAGAAAUUUUGCCUUAGCUUUUUAACUAAGACACUUUUCCAUUUUCCCUAAUAAAAGAAGACCAAAAUUCAAGAGAUCAGAACUAAAAUACAAUAUUCAUCAACAUAUUAAAGAAAACAUAGUAGAACCAAAAAUUAUGAGAUGGCAGAAGUGAAGUUGCUUGGACUUUGGUAUAGCCCUUUUUGUCACAGAGUUGAGUGGGCCUUAAAGAUUAAGGGGGUGAAAUUUGAAUUUAUAGAGCAAAAUCUACAAAAUAAAAGCCCUCUACUUCUUGAAUCCAACCCGAUUCAGAAGAAAAUCCCCGUGCUAAUUCACAAUGGUAAGCCCAUUUGUGAAUCAAUGGUAAUUGUUGAAUACAUUGAUGAGACAUUUGAAGGACCUUCCAUAUUGCCUAAAGACCCUUACGACCGCGCUGUAGCUCGUUUUUGGGUUAAGUUUAUUGACGAUAAGGGGUCAGCAGUGGGUAGAAGUUUCUUUCACAAAUCAUACGAAGCUAAAGGGGAACUUUCUGAGAUGCUGAAAAUUCUUGAUAAUGAGCUCAAGGAUAAGAAAUUUUUUGUUGGUGACAAAUUUGGAUUUGCUGAUAUUGCUGCAAAUUUUUUGGGACUUUGGAUGGGAGUUCUUGAAGAAGCAACUGGAGUUAAUAAUUUGGUAACAAGAGAAAAGUACCCAAACUUUUGUGCUUGGAGAGAUGAAUAUAAUGAUUGCAGCGAUAAUAAAAAAUAUUUACCUCCAAGAGAUGAGUUGCUUGCUUAUUUCAAAGCUCGCUUUCAAGCUGCUGCAGUACCUCCUUAUUCGAGUUAAUUUCUUGGAUGAACACUUAACUAAUAUUUUAUUUUCUCAAAAAGUUUUUUACCUUUCAGAGAUAAUAACAAUCAAUUAACUAUUUAGAAAAUCGACCCUAUUUAUUUAUCUUUGAAAGUUUCAAAAUUGUGUGGCAAUAAAAUUAGAGGUGAAUUUAGAUACGAUUUUGUGGUUUCAACUGAAUGAACGAUUAGUAUCGAUUUGAACUAUGUAUACAUACGAAAUAAAAGUCAAUAUGUUUGCAUAUUA